Molecule: messenger RNA, 5037 nt
Organism: Trypanosoma brucei brucei TREU927
Lineage: Eukaryota; Euglenozoa; Kinetoplastea; Trypanosomatida; Trypanosomatidae
Product: protein kinase, putative
Exons: 1
Coding region: 1-5037 (1678 amino acids)
Biological process (GO): protein phosphorylation
Molecular function (GO): protein binding; protein kinase activity; ATP binding
Source: RefSeq, a predicted model, not a curated record
AUGACACAGCCCUCGGCAGAUGAAAUCUACGGUCGCCGUGCGAAAGUCAACUCUGUGAUAAAGCAUUCGCUGUGUUCCGGGGUCUGUGCAGUACCACAAUGGAUUGUUCUUUCCAUGGCUGGCCUUCUCACGGGGGCACUUUUUUUUCUACCCUUUUCCACAGCCACACUUCACAUUGUCUUUGUAGCCAUGUCUAUUGCUCUCGGUCUUCUGUUCGCGCUGUUCUCUUGGAUACUGCAAAGGCACCUGUGCAAGCGGCCACCACGUGAUAGCGGACUUAUUAAUCGGUCGGUGACUGAGGUUGAGGGUACUCAGCCCCGUCGUCUUUCAGGGGGAUCAGAGGGAAGAGAGUUUAAUGCCGCGAGGAGCGAGGGGGAAUUAGAGGCGCACUGUUUUUUUGAAAGCGGUAGCCGUUGGUGUCUGGAAGCUCUGGCGAUAGUGGAAUUGCUUGUGCUGGGCGCUCUCGUGCUUCUUGCACCGCUCGUGGUCAGAAUGGAUGUGGAGGGAAAGUCUCUUGUUCCAUCAGAUGCGAGAGAGGACCCUAGUGAGCUGGCGUACCCCGUGGAAGCAGCAUGGAAGGUGUUUCUCUUGCAUCUAUGGUUUACCUUCGCCGUUAGUAUGAAGUGUGCAGCUUCAUUUUCGGUGGGGUUGAUUCACUUCAUUGUGCUCACGGCGUCGUUCAAAAAGCCUGGUACCAUACCGGUCCUCCUCUUGGCGGCUUCCUUUAUCAUACCCGUUAUCCUUUUUCUUGUUAUUACGGCGAGGACCGCACUUCAACUGCGGAAAUUACCAAAGCAUACGCACCACGUAGGGUGUGACGACGUCGCAGGGAAGGAGUUGUCGCGAGGUGGCGAUGAAUUUAACCGAUCAUCUAAUGCCACAACUGGCCUUUCUACAGGGGAGACAGAAACGUUGCCUUCUCAGUCUUCCUGUGGUAUCUUUAGGCCACCCCCUGGACAUCGCAGCGCAGAGUUUGGAGAGCCCGGUUCCAGCGGGGAUUCUUCUCCGCGUCACUGCGAAGUGGUGGCUAAAGAGGAGUUGGGCCGACAAAAUCAACCCAAGUGGUCUCCAUGUGGGUUACAGUGCAGUUGGAACAUACCUCGAGGUCUAUUGGAUGACACUCGAAUCCCCUUCGUGGCUCUAGAUACUACCACCGGUUGCAUUGAGUGUGCAAGUGCGGGGUUUGCCGAGAAUGUUGGUAUGCCGGUAGCCCGAUUGACUGGUCGAGAGUUUGGGGGCCUCUUAAGUGAGCUCCACGUGGAAAAUGCGGCAACGGUGUUGGAUGUUGUGCGCACCGUAGCAAGUUCUACCGUAAGCAAACCUCGCGCAAUCCACACUGAGGGUAACGGGAAAGAAGUUUCAGGUGUACGGAGGACAGUGUUUGGAAAGUUUGGGAUUAGGCCGCUGUUUUCAAAGCAGCGGCAGGUCGGGCCAUUAUCUGCACUGGUUGCUGAUGCUGAUAAGUCGUCAAUGGAGAUCGAAAUGAACUUUCCACAUAUUGCGAAGGAAAGUAGUGGUCGCCGUGUCUUGGUGCGGGGAUGCCGUUUCCAGGACGAGAUGGACACUCACAGCUCAAAAUCAUUAGCUGCUGUAGUUGAUGAAGCAAAAACAAGGGGGACUGGCACGUCAUCUUCUGGCAUUGAGCGUGAACGCCCGAUGGUAUCUGAACCGAAUAGUGUAACAGGUAUUAAACCAUCACAUUUUUUUUCACUUUCACUAGAUGUUUAUUUAUAUCAACACCACGAUACCUGCAACAGCAGGUAUUUAGUUUUGCGGCAGCCGUCGUUGCAUUAUGCACUAGAUUGUGUUCCACUGCCGUGUUUUCUCGUACACCCCCAAACGGGUCAUGUGCUACACUGGAACGAAGCCGCAGAGCGAGAAACCGGGCUCUCAGCAUACGACAUGGUGGGUUGGCCGGUGUGUUUAACUUCUGUAGUGGACCCUACCGGUUCACUGGGAGUUUUUAAAGAUGCUCAGAAGAAACACUCGCUAAUGCCGUUUAACUCUGCACCAUCUGCUGUUCUUCAUCCACCCUUGGCGAGUCCUCCUUUGUUAGUGAGUCUCCAUCUUGUGGCUGGUGGUGGGGUUGAGGCGGAACAGGGACCACUGUUGGAUCAAAUUGAUUGUCUUUGUUGGCCAGGUCGGCAUCUGAGAGACGUAGGCGAAUGCAGGGGUUAUGCAGAAACGGAUGGGUCAGUUUUGAAGGACACCAGCGCCUGUUUCUCCAGUGACCGUGACUCAGAAGAGGCUGGAGGGAUGCUCCCUCCGUUGAACCCCGUUAGCGUGAAUUUGGAACCUCUUGAUGAUUAUAUCUCUAGAAAAGCGCUGUUUUUCCCGCCGGCAUGGAUGCCGGAAUCACUUACUGAAAGUAAAGCGAAUACCGUGACGUGGGAUGCACUUCACGUUCCUUUACUGUUUUUAAUACAUGGCGAAGCGCCGGGGGUGCGUGAGUGUUCGCCACUUGCGGAUUGUUGUCAACCAAAGAAACAACGGAAGAACAACGGAGAGGUUGAGGGACUUUCUCAAUCUUUUGUUGAUAUUAUUGAGGAGUUCAAGGAGUCUCUGAGUUGUGCCCUCGUGAAGGAGUGUGGCAUCUCCUCCCUCCCAUUAAGGGAUGGCAAGGAAACACUACCAAAUCCCGAUAUAACGCAAUACUUGGGCGAACUACGGGAACUUUUCACGUGUUUGGCACAGAAGGUUGAUUCCUUUAGGGAGUGUCGUGGGGUUCCUAUGUCCGGCAGGGGGGAUAUUUGUGGGGACUUUUCGGACGCAGAGGAUGGUGAUACCAGUUCCGCCGUCAGAGGCGGACGCCGACCGGUUACUGCUUUUGGUUCGUCACUUGACUUGGGAAGGGGAGUCACUACCGCUCGCUACGUUGGUGAUGGCAGUCGCGGAAUAAAGGAGGGGAAUGAUAUAUUUGGCGAGGAGGGCGCACGAAAAGGGAUCAAGGAGCAACAGCAAAGGACCCGUUACGACGCGCCUGCUGCUGGGGUGUUGGCGUUAGCACACAAGAAUACGGCAAGUCAUCCAGUUUCGUCAUUUGCCGUGUCGCAAGACGCCCUCGUGACACCCCCGGCGCGUGGUGCUGCUCUCGUGGACCUCGGCAAUCUGACUCGUCCUUCAGGGGAGGAGCGGUUUGUGGAGAGAGGACCUGGUUCUGGUGCAAGUAAACGUUGUGACACACACCGAAUUCCACCCAUGCAACCUCACAGUAAGCCGCUUGGUUAUUCGAACCCUGCGGCAGAAAUCCCUUCGAGGAGUGUAACUCCCACGUCGCCACUGAGGUUGGACCACUGUGAAUCUCCCGGGGACCUGCCCGUGUGGGCGAUGUUGAAGAGUAAUGACGAAGCAACCGUUCCAUCAUGUUUUAUCCGAGUGCCGUUUGGAGAGGUGUUUCGCUUUGGCCGCAGCAGUAAGUGCCACGCAACGACAUCUGAUGUCUUUGUGAGUAGUGUCCAGUUCACAGUCAGUCGCUGGGUGCCCGCGCAGUUGUGUGCCAUUCGUUCCUCUACACCACCGCAUCAAGAUAACGGCAGUUCCUGCGGCAGCUGCUCGCCAACGCCGUCUGGUUACGGACCAUGCAACUCAUCGGCCCUGGCGGACUGGAGGGUUGAGCUGUGUGACUGCAGUAUUAAUGGUACAUACGUGAACGUCAAACGAAUCGGCAAGGGGAGGACGUGUACUUUGCGAAACAACGAUCUUAUUACAUUUCAGUUGAGAGCCCGACGGUUCUUUUUAGGGUUUAGGUUUGUGUUAACGGAUGAGCGAGGCGUACCGCUGAAGGAGUGUUCCUCACCCACGUGCAGCAGCUUCCGUGCUUCCGGGAUCUCUGGACGCGGUACACCACGCCUUUGGCAGCGCACCUUAUCGGGGUCCGGUAGUACUUUUGCGUUAAACGCCAGUCAAACGGAAUCGGCUAAGCUCAACUGUAGUGAUAGUGCUUCCCAGGCAGUUCGUAGUGCUAGUGGCGUUCGGCACGGCGCCAGAACUCCCAAUGCAAGGAGGAUUCAUACCAGCCAACGUGGUAGUGGUCGCCACCAACGCGGGACGAUAGAGUGGAAGAUAGGUGAGGAAAUGCUGGGUAAGGGUGGGAAUGCUGAGGUAUAUCUUGGGAUGAAUCUCACGAACGGGAAACUCAUUGCAGUGAAACGAGUUCCACUCCCCAAAGAGGCUGGAGGAGGCGGAAAUGGAAAGGGAUUGCUAAAGCGGUAUAUGAGCCUGCAGGAAGAAAUAAAGGUCCUUUCUAAGGCUGUGCACCAAAAUAUUGUUCAGUACUACGGUUCCUCUCAGAAUAAGGACUACUUCAACAUACUUCUUGAGUUUGUGCCUGGUGGGUCGCUGCGUCAUCUAUUGGAAAACUUUGGCGCUCUUAGUCCGGGCGUUAUAUGCUCUUAUCUGGCGCAAACACUCGAGGGUCUGCGCUAUUUGCAUGAAAAUGACAUUGUGCACUCUGACGUUAAAGCAGCUAACAUACUUGUCACCGAUAAGGGUCGAGUAAAACUUUCUGAUUUCGGCACGGCCAAACAUCUUCUCUGGCAGCAAGGUCAGUCGAUUGACCUGGCGAACAUUUCAGGUGCCGCAGAAAGGACUGCGGAUGAUGCCGCGUGCUCCACGCACCAUGUAGCCGGUACACUCCGUUGGAUGGCUCCAGAGUUAAUUAGGGCUUCUAUCGGUCCGACGAAGGCGAGUGACAUUUGGUCGGUGGGUUGUGCAUUGAUUGAGAUGCUCUCUGGUGAUGCACCAUGGAACGAGUAUGAAAUCGAGAGCGAGGAGGAAAUAAUCAAUCUUCUCAAGUACACCACGGAACCACCAGACGUACCAGAGUGCCAGGUCUUGCCUGAGUUAACACUCAUUGCAAAAAAAUGUCUUGCGCUCUCCCCCCGUGAUCGACCGACGUGUGAAGAGUUACUGCAACUUGUCGAGGAAGCAAGAGAGAAACUUGGGCUUCAAGAAGACGAAACUCAGUCACGGUGUGACGAUUCGACAUCAUUGCGUCUUUCCUCUGUUUUGGGUAACGCUGCUGUGGAAGGUAAUUGA